Molecule: messenger RNA, 1566 nt
Organism: Aspergillus homomorphus CBS 101889
Lineage: Eukaryota; Fungi; Ascomycota; Eurotiomycetes; Eurotiales; Aspergillaceae
Product: cytochrome P450
Exons: 4
Coding region: 1-1566 (521 amino acids)
Molecular function (GO): monooxygenase activity; heme binding; oxidoreductase activity, acting on paired donors, with incorporation or reduction of molecular oxygen
Source: RefSeq, a predicted model, not a curated record
AUGGGUGUGGUACAGGAUCUGGUCGCCCUUCUUAGGCCUCUUGUAGACUCUCCACUCUUGUUCUGUGCCAUUGCAACGGCUCUCUCGUUAGUAUACUUCCUGGCCCUCGGCCUGUACCGCAUCACCCUCCAUCCGCUGGCCAAAUUUCCUGGUCCCAAGCUCGCCGCCUUCACACAAUGGUACGAGACCUAUUUUGAAGUAUUCAAGUCACCUGGGGGGCAGUUUCUGUUUCAUUAUCGGAGCCUUCACGAGCAGUAUGGUCCCAUUGUGCGAAUUAGCCCGAAUGAGAUCCAUAUACAGGACUCCUCUUUCUUCGAAGAUCUAUACUCCCAUUCCUUACCGUGGGACAAGCUCGAACACUGGAAACACCGCUUCGGGAACGAUACCGGCCUAUUCCCAACACCUAAGCACCAUGUGCACCACGGCCGACGGGCUGCUCUCAACGCAUUCUUCUCCAAGCGCACCAUCGCGGAGGCUGCGCCUAUGAUGCAGGAGCACCUAAACAAGCUCUGUGAUCGAUUGCGUCGCGAGUACCAGGGCACGGGAAAGAUCAUGCGGUUCGACUGGAUGUGGGGAUGCAUCGCGUCCGACAUCAUUAUACAGUAUUGCUUCAACCGUGGCUAUCGAUUUGUUGAAGCGCCCGAUUUCCGCUCCCAGUUUAUCCAAGCAAUGGUGGAUCUGCUGAAUAUGGUUCACGUGGUCGCUCAGUUUCCAUGGGUAGCCACAAUCAUGGAUGCGCUACCCCAAAGGGUGGUCGAGUGGUUCCAACCAGGCAUGAAAUCUGUAAAUCAUUACAACCAUGAAAUGUCGAGUCAAAUUGCGGAGAUUCUCGCCCUCAAAGCCCAAGGGAAGACGCGUGAAGCCGAUCGAAACACGGUUUUUACGGCGCUGCUGGAGUCCGACCUACCACCAGAAGACAAGACCCUGCGGCGAAUGCACCAUGAAGCGUUUACCGUCAUUGGUGCCGGAUUUGAUACAACUCGGUUCGCUAUGACUGUUGCUAGCUACCACAUUCUCAGCACCCCGUCCAUCUACCACCAUCUUCGCGAGGAAUUGAAGGCUGCCAUUCCCGAUCCUGCGAACAUGCCGCCCCUUCAGGUACUGGAGAAACUACCUUACCUGACAGGAUGUAUCCAAGAAGGCAUUCGCUUGUCCUAUGGUGUCGUUCAACGCGGUCCACGUAUAUCGGACAAGUUCACCCUGACGUACAAGUCGUGGGUCAUUCCGAAGAACACCGCUAUCAGCAUGGACAUCUACUCGGUUCACCACGACGAGGAGAUCUUCCCAGACUCAUUUACCUUCAAACCAGAGCGCUGGCUCGGAGGCCCAGUUGCGCCUGAUGGCCGGAAAUUAUCCCGCUACAUGGUGGCCUUUGGGCGAGGCACGCGGUCCUGCCUAGGCAUCAAUCUUGCCUACGCCGAGAUGUAUAUUGCCCUAGCCAAUGUUUAUCGUAGAUUUGAGUUCGAGCUGUUUGAGACGGGCCGUGAAUCAGUGGAACUCUACCGCGACAUGUUCUUGCCCCAUGUGCGGCCCGACACGCAGGGUGUGCGGGUGAAGGUGCUUUAA